AUGUCCGUGGUGCCGCCCAAUCGCUCACAAACCGGCUGGCCCCGGGUCAACCAGUUCAGCAACAAGUACAUCCAGCAGACCAAGCCCCUCACCCUGGAGCGCACCAUCAACCUGUACCCUCUUACCAAUUAUACUUUUGGUACAAAAGAGCCCCUCUAUGAGAAGGACAGCUCUGUUGCAGCCAGAUUUCAACGCAUGAGGGAGGAGUUUGAUAAAAUUGGAAUGAGAAGAACUGUAGAAGGGGUUCUGAUUGUACAUGAGCACCGGCUACCACAUGUGUUACUGCUACAGCUGGGAACAACUUUCUUCAAAUUACCAGGUGGUGAACUUAACCCAGGAGAAGAUGAAGUUGAAGGACUAAAACGCUUAAUGACAGAGAUACUGGGUCGUCAGGAUGGAGUCCUGCAAGACUGGGUCAUUGAUGACUGCAUUGGUAACUGGUGGAGACCAAAUUUUGAACCUCCUCAGUACCCAUAUAUUCCUGCACAUAUUACAAAACCUAAGGAACAUAAGAAGUUGUUUUUGGUUCAACUUCAAGAGAAAGCCUUGUUUGCAGUCCCUAAAAAUUACAAGCUUGUAGCUGCACCGUUGUUUGAAUUAUAUGAUAAUGCACCAGGAUAUGGACCCAUCAUUUCUAGUCUCCCUCAGCUUCUGAGCAGGUUCAAUUUUAUAUACAACUGAAUUCCUGCACAGUGGAGAAGUAAAAGAAGCCGUCUCUGUGAGCACAGCUAUACACAGUGUAGAAUAAACAUGGUAGAAAAGUUUUUUUUCGUUUUUAUCUCUUUCCCAGUCCCUAAAUUGCUACCUACUUUCUGUUGUUUGAAUAGUAAAGUUAAUAUGAAGAACUCGAUAGUGGUGUAAACAAAUGUGAUAAUGUUUAAUUUACUUUUGGUUCUACUCAUACUUUUUUGUACAACAUUAAAGAAUAUG
Molecule: messenger RNA, 930 nt
Organism: Neomonachus schauinslandi (Hawaiian monk seal)
Lineage: Eukaryota; Metazoa; Chordata; Mammalia; Carnivora; Phocidae
Product: cleavage and polyadenylation specificity factor subunit 5-like
Cellular component (GO): mRNA cleavage factor complex
Molecular function (GO): mRNA binding
Source: RefSeq, a predicted model, not a curated record